Molecule: messenger RNA, 4035 nt
Organism: Microthlaspi erraticum
Lineage: Eukaryota; Viridiplantae; Streptophyta; Magnoliopsida; Brassicales; Brassicaceae
Source: the annotation of a GenBank genome assembly
AUGGCUACACCAAACCCAACUGAUUCUGUUCCAACCACUCAAGGAUCUAUACUCAAUGUCAACACGUCAAACGUUGCCAAACUCACCUCCUCCAACUAUCUCAUGUGGAGCCGUCAGAUCCACGCACUUAUCGAUGGCUACGACCUCGCUGCCUUCCUCAAAGAGACCACACCAGUUCCUUGUCAGGUGAUCACCACCGAUGGUGUUAUCUCUCCCAAUCCUGUGUAUGCUGUUUACCAGCGCCAAGACAAGCUGCUCUAUAGUGCCAUCCUUGGUGCUAUCUCCCAGUCUGUUCAACCACUCCUCUCCAAAGCCACCACCUCCGCUGAGAUCUGGACAACCUUAACCGCCAUCUACGCCAAACCUAGCCGAGGACACAUCAAGCAACUCCAACAACAACUGAAAACCUGGAAAAAGGGUACAAAAACAAUAAUAGAGUACCUUCAGGGCAUUACCACUCGUGUGGAUCAACUUGCUCAUCUCGGUAAAGUUCUUGACCUUGAAGAUCAAAUUGAAUCUGCACUUGAUGGUCUGCCUGAAGAGUACAAACAGGUUGCUGAUCAGAUCGAAGGACGCGACACGCCGCCGACGUUCAUCGAACUCCAUGAGAAGCUCAUUAACCAUGAAGCCAAGCUCCUUGCUGCUCAGCCAACCCAACCAUACCCAGUGACCGCCAACGUUGCGACACACCGGUACCGUCCCCCUCAGUCACAGAAGCAGACCCAACGUAGCUGGCAACCCCCCUCCAACUCCUCUGACCAGCGUACACCACGACCGUACCUUGGUCGUUGUCAACUCUGUGGCGUUCAAGGACACAGCGCACGACGAUGCUCUCAGCUUCCGCAGCACAAUGGCCUUCCCACACCAAAAACGUGGCAACCAAGAGCAAACUUCGCUGCUGCAUCUCCAUGGCUGCUUGAUUCCGGUGCCACACACCACAUAGCCUCGGAUCUCGCAAACCUGUCCCUCCACCAACCAUACACGGGUGGUGAAGAAGUUGUUGUGGGCAAUGGAUCGGCUCUUCCCAUCUCACACACUGGUUCCACCCUCUUAACCUCCUCUACUCGACCAUUGCAUCUCAAUAAUAUUCUUUAUGUACCCUCAAUACAAAAGAAUCUUAUAUCUGUCUACAAACUAUGCAAUGCUAACCAAGUCUCGGUGCAAUUUUACCCCUCGUGGUUUCAGGUGAGGGAUCUCAGAACGGGGAUCCCAUUGUUCCAAGGAACUACCAAGAAUGAGCUGUAUGAGUGGCCUAUCCCAAAGCCUGUCGCCUCCACCUUCUUCACCUCCACAAACAACCUCAAAACCACCAUAUCGGAUUGGCAUUCAAGAUUAGGCCACCCAUCACUACCUAUUCUAAAACACAUUAUCUCUGCUUUUUCUUUACCGCUUUCAAACUCUUUGUCUCAAGUUUUUCCUUGCACGGAUUGUUGCAUCAAUAAAGCUCACAAAUUUCCUUUCACCGAAAGUACAAUAACCUCUUCUCGUCCUCUCGAAAUCUUAUUCUCCGAUGUCUGGACUUCCCCAACCCUCUCUCUUGACAAUUACAAAUAUUAUCUCAUAAUCGUAGACCAUUACUCUCGCUAUGUUUGGUUCUACCCUCUAAAACUCAAGUCCCAAGUCAAAGAAACCUUUAUCCGUUUCACAGCCCUUGUUGAAAACAAAUUCCAGCACAAAAUUGGUACCUUUUUCUCUGAUAACGGUGGCGAAUUCAUCGCUCUCCGUGAUUUCCUCAGUUCUAAAGGGAUCACCCAUCUCACUUCUCCUCCUCACACGCCUGAACACAAUGGGCUUGCAGAGCGUCGACAUCGACACAUAGUCGAAACUGGUCUCACCCUUCUCACCAAAGCAAAACUUCCAAAUUCCUAUUGGCCGUUUGCCUUUGCCACUGCUGUUUACCUAAUCAAUCGAAUGCCAACCUCCAAUCUCUCCUUUCAAUCCCCCUUCAAAAUCCUCUUCCAAACAGACCCAAAUUACUCCAAACUCAAAAUUUUCGGGUGUUUGUGCUUCCCAUGGUUAAGACCCUACACCUCCAACAAACUUGACCCUCGUUCUGUCCCGUGUGUUUUUCUUGGUUACUCUCUUACCCAAAGUGCCUACCUUUGUUGGCAACCUCACACCAAUCGCAUGUAUGUCUCUCGACAUGUACGCUUUGAGGAAUCCAUCUUCCCCUUUCAAUCGCUCCUUCAACAAAACACCACCUUUACCACUGAAAACCCCACUUCUUCCUCUCCGACUGCAACUCAUGUCCCUCUUCCGGUUACACCACUCAUCUCUGCUCACUUGGCUCCUUCAGCAUCAAUGGGAUCCUCGAGCUCCGAUUCAGCACCUACGCCACUCAUGCCGUCACCGACGACGAUGUCAUCCUCUGAUUCCCGUGAAUCUCUUUCCUCCGCUACACAAUCCUCUGCAUCAUCGCAAUCUCCGUCGCAGGCGACUCAUCCCAACAACUCUACUGAGCCUGAGCCCAACAACAACUUCAGUGGACCUUCUCCUCCAGGCCCAACUGAACACUCUACUGCAUCGGCCCAUUCGUCCUCCAACACGACAAGCCCAACUACCACUCAGCCCACCAACUCUCACUCUUCAUCGGAUUCACCCACAACCUCCGUCACCGCCUCUGACGAUGUCUUCGCUUCACCCUCUCCACCACCUCCACCACCGCUUGAAAAUGCACAUCAAAUGCAGACACGAGCCAAAAACAACAUCCGGAAACCCAAUACGCGGUAUGAUUUGGUUCCGCCGACACCAAACAUGAACAUCAUCGACAACAAAUGGAUUUUUCGAUUGAAGUAUCAACCCAAUGGCGACAUUGACAAACACAAGUCCCGUCUCGUCGCUAAAGGCUUCACACAGCAACCGGGUAUUGACUAUUUCGAAACUUUCAGUCCAGUCAUUAAAGCAACCACAAUCCGAGUUGUACUUGAUGUCGCAACUAGUCGUGAUUGGGGUCUUCGCCAACUUGACAUCAACAACGCUUUCUUACAAGAAAGUCUGGAGGAAGAGGUUUACAUGCGUCAGCCUCCUGGUUUUGUCGACCCUGACCUACCAGAUUACGUUUGCCGCCUCAAGAAGCCUAUCUACGGUCUCAAGCAAGCACCCAGAGCUUGGUAUCUUGAGUUAAAGAAUCAUCUUCUUACUCUUGGUUUCAAAAACUCAGUUGCAGAUACGGCACUCUUCGUACUGCAGAAGGGCACCACACUACUCUAUCUCCUUGUCUAUGUUGACGACAUUGUCGUCACAGGAAACGAUCCAGCUGCGAUUGAAGCAACUAUCAAGAAUCUUGCUACACGCUUCUCUCUUAAAGACAUGGGCGCUCUCUCUUACUUCCUUGGCAUUGAAGUGAUUCGCACCAAACAGGGUUUGCACCUGAAUCAGAGAAAAUACAUAUUGGAUUUGCUUCACAGAAUGCACAUGUCCGAUGCCAAACCUAUCGCAACUCCUAUGGCUACAAAUCCGAAGCUGGUCUUGUCUGGAGAAAAACACAACAAUCCCACGGAAUACAGACAGCUGGUUGGCAGCCUUCAGUACUUAGCAUUCACUCGCCCCGACAUUGCUUAUGCCGUGAACAAGCUUUCUCAGUUCAUGCACUCACCAACCACUGACCACUGGCAAGCAGCCAAAUGCGUUCUUCGCUAUCUCGCCGGCACACCAACUCAUGGUAUCUACUUCACUAAGUCGAAUUCACUCACUCUUCAUGCAUUUUCUGAUGCCGAUUGGGGUGGUGACACUGAUAACUAUAUCUCCACCAAUGGCUACAUCGUCUAUCUUGGGAAACAUGCAAUCUCUUGGUCGGCUAAGAAACAAAAGGGUGUAGCUCGUUAUCAACUGAGGCAGAGUAUCGCUCUGUUGCUAACACCGCCUCAGAACUUGCGUGGAAUGAAACACUUGGCCCGAGACAUGGUUCAAACCGGUCAGUUACGUGUGUCACAUGUCUCAACUCAUGACCAACUAGCUGAUGGUCUUACUAAACCUCUUGGUCGUGCUUGCUUCGCUCUUCUUCGUGACAAGAUCGGCGUCUCCAAGGGUCCUUGA